This is a messenger RNA of Bufo bufo (common toad), 2671 nucleotides long. RefSeq names its product dystrobrevin beta (gene DTNB). The record is from RefSeq and is a predicted model, not a curated record. Bases 278 to 2152 code for a protein of 624 amino acids. The transcript has 20 exons. Lineage: Eukaryota; Metazoa; Chordata; Amphibia; Anura; Bufonidae. Gene Ontology annotation, cellular component: plasma membrane; synapse. Gene Ontology annotation, molecular function: zinc ion binding. Gene Ontology annotation, biological process: synaptic signaling.
CGGGAUUUAGGGAACGCGCAUGAAGAACUCGCCUCCGAGGUUGGCAGGAAGCGGGAGCGCGCCCCCGGCCGGUGCCGAGCGGUUGUGAGCGCGCUGCGGGGAAAGGGAGCGGAGACCGGAGAGAGUUCCACAGUGUCUGGAAGAAGCUGUAAAGCCGAUGUAUAAUGACUGCGUAAUUCAGAGAAAGUGACAUGUGAAGGAUUACAAGAUCUGCUGCCUUUUGUAGUCCUAUUCCUGCCCCCGGUUAUCACGGUAUGAUUCUGAAGGGCCUUUCAGGAUGAUUGAAGAAAGCGGCCGGCGCAGGAGGACGAUGGCGGAGAAGCGACAGCUCUUCAUGGAGAUGAGGGCGCAGAACUUUGACGUGAUUCGGCUCUCCACCUACCGGACGGCGUGCAAGCUGCGAUUUGUACAGAAGAGAUGUAACCUUCACCUGGUGGACAUCUGGAACAUGAUUGAGGCGUUCCGGGACAACGGUCUGAACACGCUGGACCACAUGACGGAGAUGAACGUGUCGCGGCUGGAGACCAUCAUCUCCUCCAUCUACUACCAGCUCAACAAACGCCUCCCGUCCACCCACCAGAUCGGGGUGGACCAGUCCAUCAGCCUCCUGCUCAACUUCAUGAUCGCCGCCUACGACAGUGAAGGACACGGGAAGCUGACAGUGUUCUCGGUGAAGGCGAUCCUGGCGACCAUGUGUGGCGGGAAGAUCCUGGACAAGUUGAGAUAUAUCUUCUCCCAAGUGUCCGACUCCAGCGGCUUCAUGGUCUACGCCAAGUUCGACCAGUUCCUGAGGGAAGUGUUAAAGCUUCCGACCACGGUGUUCGAGGGCCCGUCCUUCGGGUACACGGAGCACUCUGCGCGGUCCUGCUUCCCCCCGCAGAAGAAGAUCACCCUGAACAUGUUCUUAGACACCAUGAUGGCCGACCCCCCUCCGCAGUGCCUCGUCUGGUUACCUCUGAUGCAUCGUCUCGCCCAUGUAGAAAACGUCUUCCAUCCUGUGGAGUGCUCCUUCUGCCGCUCGGAGAGUAUGAUGGGUUUCCGCUAUCGCUGCCAGCAGUGCCACAAUUACCAGCUGUGCCAGAGCUGCUUCUGGAGGGGCCACGCCAACGGGCCGCACAGCAACCAGCACCAGAUGAAGGAGCACUCCUCCUGGAAGUCGCCGGCGAAAAAGUUGAGUCACGCGAUCAGUAAAUCCCUUGGCUGCGUCCCCAGCAGAGAACCGCCACAGCCGGUGUUCCCAGAGCACCCGGAGAAGCCGCUGGACCUCUCCCAUAUAGUCCCGCCUCACCCUUUAUCCAACAUGAACGAUGCUAUGGUCACUCACAUCUCAUCCGGUGCCCCGACGCCCACUAAAAGGUCACCGCACAUCAUGGACAUUGGCAGCCGCCUACCAGACGAGCAUGCCCUGAUAGCGGACUAUGUGGCCCGGCUCCGCAAUGACACACGUGUGUUGGACAGUCCUAGCCGGCUAGACGAGGAGCAUCGUCUGAUCGCUCGCUACGCCGCCAGACUCGCCGCUGAGGCCGGGAACUCUCCUCGACCGCCCACUGAGCUCAGCUUUAACUUCGACGCCAACAAGCAGCAGCGACAGCUGAUCGCCGAGCUGGAGAAUAAGAACCGAGAGAUCCUGCAGGAGAUUCAGCGGCUGCGUCUGGAGCACGAGCAGGCGUCCCAGCCCACCCCGGAGAAGGCGCAGCAGAACCCCACCCUGCUGGCCGAGCUGCGGCUGCUGCGGCAGAGGAAGGACGAGCUGGAGCAGAGAAUGUCAGCUCUUCAGGAGAGCCGCAGGGAGCUGAUGGUGCAGCUGGAGGGGCUGAUGAAGCUGCUGAAGGCACAGGCAGCCGGAUCUCCUCAUUCCUCCCCGAGCCAUGGUGCCAAUCGCUCCAUGCCUAUGCCAGUGCGCUCCACGUCGGCCGGCUCCACCCCGACCCACGUACCUCAGGACUCCAUAGCCGGACUAGGAGAUGUACAAGAAGCCUUUGCACACGGUACCAGAAGGAAUCUACGGAGCGAUCUGCUGGUGGCUGCAGAUUCAAUCACUAACACCAUGUCCUCCCUGGUGAAGGAGCUGCACUCAGCCGAAGAUGGAGCCAACGAGGAAGAGCAAAAGACAGAGAAGGACAGAGGUGAUGGGGGAUCUGUGGGGGGCUAAGUGACCCCAGCAGAAGAAGGAGGUGAUUGAAGUAAGUGUGUCGUCCACCUCCCCUCGCUCCGAGGCUCCCGGCGGUGGACGGAGCAGUAACUGCAGCUCUUUCCCUGUUCCAGGCACAGAGCGCCCCCUAUAUCCAUGUAAUUUAUGAAAACACAAAAGCCGCAUUUCAACAGCCAGCAGAGACGUGACCGGCCGGGGGAGCCCGGUUACUGCAUGCUCGGUUCUGGAUGUAACAUAAAACAUGCUGCGUGUUACUGGGCCAUGUACCAUCAUGUCGGAGGCUGGAGGCAUCGCGUGUGUGUGCGCCCGUCAUGGGUGAAGAGGCUGAGACACUGUGACUGCACAUGGCUGCAGCGCCCUCUAGCGCUGGACACGUGACUGACCCCCCUGCCAUCUUGUGUUCUUCAUAUGGACUGAGCACACGCGGGAGGACCCGUGUUCUGCGGUGUCUAUGCUCCGCGGAGAGACGGUACAUUUCAUGUCCAAUGUUUACAGAUAAUAAAUGUCUGUCUGUCUGUC